This is a messenger RNA of Equus quagga, 1215 nucleotides long. RefSeq names its product transcription factor IIIA-like. The record is from RefSeq and is a predicted model, not a curated record. NCBI's taxonomy places the organism in Eukaryota, Metazoa, Chordata, Mammalia, Perissodactyla, Equidae. Gene Ontology annotation, cellular component: nucleus.
AUGCGGUCCGACUGGAGGGGUUGGCGCCGGGCCGGGCAUCCGCCGCGCGCAGCCGUUUGGCGCACGUGGCUGCGCACCCGGCCCCCAGCACCCUGGAGCCGCCGGCCUUGGUCGUCGGCCUCGGUUGUCGAGGCGGUGUCAUCCCCGACCAUCGUCUACGCGUUCACCGCGGCCGGCGAGAGCCCCGCGGCGGCGGCCCCCGCCCUCCCCAGGAGAUUCAUCUGCUCCUUCCCCGACUGCAGCGCCAGUUACAACAAGGCCUGGAAGCUCGAAGCGCACCUGUGCAAGCACACGGGGGAGAGACCAUUUGUCUGUGACCGUGAAGGGUGUGGCAAAGCCUUUGUCAGGGACUGCGGUCUGAGCCGCCACGUCCUGAUUCACACUGGAGAAAAGCCAUUUGUUUGUGCAGCUAGUGGCUGUGAUCAAAAAUUCAACACAAAGUCAAACUUGAGGAAACAUUUUGAACGCAAACAUGAAAAUCCGCAGAAGCAGUGUGUAUGCAGUUUUGAAGGUUGUGAGAAGACCUUUAGGAAACAGCAGCAGCUGAACAUCCAUCAGUGCCAGCACACCAACGCACCACUGUUUAAGUGUACCCAUGAAGGAUGUGGAAAGCACUUCGCUUCUCCCAGUGGGCUGAAACGGCACGGGAAGGUCCUCGAGGGUUAUAUAUGUCAAAAAGAAUGUUCCUUCGUGGCAAAAACAUGGACAGAGCUUCUGAAACAUGUGAGAGAAGCCCAUCAAGAGGAGAUAAGAUGUGAAGUAUGCCAGAACACAUUUAAACGCAAAGAUUAUCUGAAGCAACAUAAGAAAACUGAUGCCCCGGAGUGGGAUGUGUGUCGAUGCCCAAGAGAAGGCUGUGAUAGAACCUACACAACCGUGUCUAAUCUCCAGAGCCAUAUUCUCUCUUUUCAUGAGGAAAGGUGCCCGUUUACAUGUGAACAUGCUGGCUGUGGCAAGACGUUUGCAAUGAAGCAAACUCUCACUAGGCACGCCGUCGCGCAUGACCCUGACAAGAAAACGAAGCUCAAAGUAAAACCUACUCGUGAAAAGCGGAAUUUGGCCUCUCGUGUCAGUGGAUAUAUCCCUCCUAAAAAGAAACAAGAACAAGGCGUAUCUCUGCCAACAAACGGAGAGUCACUGCGCUGCCCUCCAGACCGGGCGCCCCUGACCACUGCAGUGCUUGCCCUCAGCCAGAGAGCAGCUUGCUUUGUUUAA